Prunus armeniaca (apricot) is the source of this 195-nucleotide messenger RNA. The record is from the annotation of a GenBank genome assembly. Lineage: Eukaryota; Viridiplantae; Streptophyta; Magnoliopsida; Rosales; Rosaceae.
AUGAGGAAUGCACAAGAGAAAAUUACAGGGGCUGUUCAAGCUCUUCCUCCAACUUUCAACACUGUUUACAGCCAUGCAUCGGAUAUCAGCUUUCUAGACGAACAGAGGGAUCAGUUGACAAAACUCAUCUCUACAAGCAUACAAGGAAAAGCCCUUGUGGAAGAAGCUAGUAAGGAUCAAAUGAAAUAUAUCUAG